AUGGCAAGUCUCACUGACGAUGCUGGCGAAACGUCUAUGAAUGUACCAAGUGCACAGUCUGAUUCUGGAAAUGAUCCUGCCUACUAUGGACUUUGGACAAGAUGUGUUCCUCCAGGUCUUCCUGUCAAUAUGACCAAGCUGCGAAAACAA
Molecule: messenger RNA, 150 nt
Organism: Protopolystoma xenopodis
Lineage: Eukaryota; Metazoa; Platyhelminthes; Monogenea; Polystomatidea; Polystomatidae
Source: the annotation of a GenBank genome assembly